Messenger RNA from Eruca vesicaria subsp. sativa (arugula), 1010 nucleotides. The record is from the annotation of a GenBank genome assembly. NCBI's taxonomy places the organism in Eukaryota, Viridiplantae, Streptophyta, Magnoliopsida, Brassicales, Brassicaceae.
CAGAAAAUCAAGCCAAAACAGAAAAAUAUUAUUACAUACAUUUAUCUACUGCAGAGAAGUUAUUAUGGCGUUUGAUGAAGAUAUGAAAAUGGCGUCUUUCCUUAGACAAGAAGAAGAAGAAGAACAUCACUGUUCUUUGUCAAGACUCUCCGUCUGUUGUAACUACGACGGUGAUGAAGCCGACGGAGAACCGUCUGAUUCCGACCAAAAACUUGUCGGCGGAGGAGAGAACUCGAUGGAGCAGCUAGAGUCUUCAGAUUCCGACAAAGGAUCAACGGGUUGCCAGUCGCUUCCGGCAACUCCUCCGAGGCGGAGACAGCGGCGGGGAGGAGCGGUGAGUUCGCCGGUCUCCGGAGAUAAAGCAUACGCGAGCGAGAACGAAGUGCGAAAGGAGAAAAAUGGGAGUAAUAAAAAUCAGAGGAGGAGGAGGAGACUGAGACCGGAGUAUCCGCCGUGGGUGGACAGUAUGCGGAGGAGCUACGUUGAUGAACAGAGUAGUUUUGGCGGAGGAGUGGUGGUGGUGACGAGGCCUAUAGGAGGAGGAAGGCCGUUGUGUAUGGACUUAGGGGAAGUCAAAGCUUGUAAGGAUUUAGGAUUUGAGAUUGAACCGGGUCAGGUUUCAUAUACCGGGUCAACGAUGGAUACUAGCAGUGGCGGCAACUCUCCUAUCUCCUCUAACCACCGUAUCUCCAGUCCCGGGGAUGAUCCAAAAGAAGUGAAAGCGAGGCUCAAGGCUUGGGCUCACGCUGUGGCUUUUGUGUCUACUACUCAUCAUCAUCAAUCCUCCUAAUUUUCUAUGAUCCUCAUACAAUUUGUUUUUUCAUCUUAUUCACACCAUCUUAAAAAAAAAACUUGCAUGCAUAAACUAUGUGUGUUUAAAGCUCUGUUUUUCUGUCUGUGUGUUAGACGAUGAGUUUUGGCAAUUCAUGUGGUCUCAUAAGCCAAAAGGAUAGAGUUGGAUACAACUAUAACUACUGAAGUUUGUGGAUUGAUUUCCCCCAGCAUUAUUG